AUGGGGGAGAAGUCAGAAAACGGUAGGGCUCCGGAGGACCUGCUCAGUGGUUUGCAAGUUACAGAUACCCAGGAAGCAGAAUGUGCUAGUCCUUCAGUUUCUAAUCCCAGUGAUCCCCAGCCCCAGAGCAAGCCGCCACAGGCUGUGGAGGCCCAGCCCCAGGAGGACCAGGGAGAAGAGGAGCACUUCCAUGACUGCAGCGCCUCCUUUGAGGAGGAGGAGCCAGGAGUGGACACGGUUGAGGACAAACCUGAGGAUGAUGUGAAUUCCUCUGAACUCGACGAAGAAUACCUAAUAGAACUAGAAAAAAACAUGCCAGAUGAAGAGAAACAGAAAAGAAGAGAAGAGAGCACUAGACUGAAGGAGGAGGGAAAUGAGCAAUUUAAGAAAGGAGAUUACAUCGAAGCUGAAAGUUCUUACAGCCAAGCCCUUCAAACGUGCCCAUCCUGCUUUCAGAAAGACAGGUCUAUUCUGUUUUCAAAUAGAGCUGCUGCGAGGAUGAAGCAGGACAAGAAGGAGAUGGCCAUCAGUGACUGCAGCAAAGCCAUUCAGCUAAACCCCAGUUACAUCAGGGCCCUGCUGAGGAGAGCGGAGCUGUACGAGAGCACCGACAAGCUCGAUGAAGCCCUGGAAGACUACAAGUCCAUUCUAGAAAAAGACCCAUCAGUGCACCAAGCCAGGGAAGCUUGUAUGAGAUUACCUAAGCAAAUUGAAGAACGAAAUGAAAGAAUGAAGGAAGAGAUGUUAGGUAAACUAAAAGAUCUUGGGAACUUGGUUCUCCGACCUUUUGGACUCUCCACAGAAAAUUUUCAAAUCAAACAGGAUUCCUCUACUGGCUCCUACUCCAUCAAUUUUGUUCAAAAUCCAAAUAAUAACAGAUAA
Pipistrellus nathusii (Nathusius's pipistrelle) is the source of this 882-nucleotide messenger RNA. Lineage: Eukaryota; Metazoa; Chordata; Mammalia; Chiroptera; Vespertilionidae. The record is from the annotation of a GenBank genome assembly.